GCAUUAGCACAGUGACAGAGUUCCAGCACUGCAGAGCUCUCUCUCUCUCUCUUUUUCUCUCUCUCUCUUUCUCUCUCUCUCUCUCUCUCUCUGUCUGUCUGUCUUCAGCUGCUCACUCUUGCUUUUUUUUCUUUUUUUUUUGAGUCUGCUGGUUGAAAGACAGAAAGACGCUCAGCAGGGCAGGGAGGAGGACACUUGUGAGACAAAUCCUCUGACUGAUGAGACAAAGAGGAUAUCUGACUGUUCUCUGAACCCAGCACAGGAUUCAGAAAAUGAAGAUGCCUGACGCCGGGAGUUAGACUCCUCCCCUCAACCAGAGAGAGCGUGUUCCAGGGCUGGGGCUGGACCCAGAGACCCCUGUCUUGGGGGUGAAGGGCCCUCACAGCCCUGUGUGAGUCCGGACCAUGGGGGAUGGAGGGGCCAGUGCAACUGGAGGAGGAGAUGGGGUGAACCGGUCCCAUGUCCUGUUCGACAACUUCGUCCAGGCAUCCACCUGUAAGGGCACGCUCAAGGCCUUCCAGGAGCUGUGUGACCACCUGGAGGUCAAGCCCACCGAGUCCAGGAUCUUCUACCACAAGCUCAAGUCCAAACUCAACUACUGGAAGGCCAAGGCGCUCUGGGCAAAGUUAGACAAGAGAGCCGCCCUGAAGGAGUACAAGAAAGGCCGUGCCUGUGCCAACUCAAAGUGUCUGAUCAUCGGUGCGGGACCAUGCGGCCUACGCACAGCCAUCGAGCUGGCUUUCCUGGGGGCCAAAGUGGUGCUGCUGGAGAAAAGAGACGCCUUCUCCAGGAACAAUGUGCUGCACCUCUGGCCCUUCACCAUUCAGGACCUCAGGGGCCUCGGGGCCAAGAAGUUCUACGGGAAGUUCUGUGCUGGUGCUAUCGAUCAUAUCAGUAUCCGUCAGCUUCAGCUCAUGCUGCUCAAAAUGGCUCUCCUGCUGGGCAUUGAGAUCCAUGUCAACGUAGAGUUCAAGGGUCUUAUCGAGCCCCCGGAAGAUCAAGAAACGGAAAGGAUAGGUUGGAGGGCCGAGAUCCACCCCAGGACGCACCCUGUUAACGAGCUGGAGUUUGAUGUCAUCAUCGGAGCAGACGGAAGGAGGAACACGUUACCAGGGUUUCGGCGCAAGGAGUUCCGAGGCAAGCUCGCCAUCGCCAUCACUGCAAACUUCAUCAACAGGAACACGACGGCGGAGGCGAAGGUUGAGGAGAUCAGCGGGGUGGCCUUCAUCUUUAACCAGAAGUUCUUUCAGGACCUCAGAGAAGCAACAGGUAUCGACCUGGAAAACAUCGUCUACUACAAGGAUGACACGCACUACUUUGUGAUGACUGCCAAAAAACAGAGCCUGCUGGAGAAAGGAGUCAUUCUGCAUGACUACGCAGACACGGAGCUGCUGCUGUCCAGGGCAAAUGUGGACCAGGCUGCCCUGCUCUCUUAUGCCCGCGAGGCUGCGGACUUCUCCACCAACCACCAGCUGCCCACACUGGACUUUGCCAUCAACCACUACGGCCAGCCCGACGUAGCCAUGUUCGACUUCACCUGCAUGUACGCCUCGGAGAACGCCGCCAUGGUGCGCCAGCGGCACGGUCACAAGCUCCUGGUGGCGCUCGUGGGCGACAGCCUGUUGGAGCCCUUCUGGCCCAUGGGCACUGGCAUCGCCCGAGGUUUCCUGGCAGCCAUGGACUCGGCCUGGAUGGUGAAGAGUUGGGCUCAGGGAAAAUCUCCUCUUGAAGUGCUGGCUGAGAGGGAGAGUAUAUACCGCCUGCUGCCCCAAACCACGCCGGAAAACGUCAAUAAGAACUUCAGCCAUUACAGUCUGGAUCCUACUACACGUUACCCCAACAUUAGCCUUAGCUUCCUCAAGCCCAGCCAGAUGAGACACCUGUGCGACACAGGGGAGUCCCGGGAAAUGCGCAUCGAAAUUGAGAAUGUGAUCAACUCAUCGACACCCAAGUUGGCCAGGAAUGACAAUUGCCUGCUUGACAAGCAGUUGCAAGAAUCCAUAGCUCGAUCCAGUAAGCUGCUGAACUGGUGCCAGAGGCAGACAGAGGGAUACCGGAACGUUAACGUGACGGACCUCACCAUGUCUUGGAAGAGCGGACUGGCCCUGUGCGCCCUCAUCGACCGAUACAGGCCGGAUCUCAUUGACUUUGACUCCCUGGACGAGCGGGAUCACGAGAAGAACAACCAGCUGGGUUUUGACGUGGCGGAGAGGGAAUUUGGCAUCUCGCCCUGCAUGACUGGCAAGGAGAUGUCUUCUGUGGUGGAGCCAGACAAGCUCUCUAUGGUCAUGUACCUCAGCCAGUUCUACGAGAUGUUUAAGGACACAGUGCCACCCGGAGAUAACCACAACUUGAGUCCCGAGGAGAAGGCAGCACUGAUAGCCAGCACCAAAUCUCCAAUCUCCUUCCUCAGCAAACUUGGACAGAGCAUCGCAAUUUCUAGGAAACGAAAUCCCAAGGACAAAAAAGAGAAGGAUGUUGACGGUUUGGGGAAGAGAAGGAAAACCAGCCAGUCUGAAGAUGAGGAGGUAUCCAGGAGCGGUCGUGACGACAGGCCGUCUGUCCCAGCCAUCCUGGCAGAGAGAAAAAUGGACUCCUCCGCUGUGGGGAACCACAACAAAGUCAAGGUCAUGGCCACCCAGCUGCUCGCCAAGUUUGAGGAGAACGCUCCGGCGCAGAAUACAGGACUCAAACGACAGGGGGAGUCUCUGCCCAAUCUGGACCGCCUUUUACCCCCUUCCCCACCCCAAACCCCUGUGAAAGAGCCAGUGUGCCUGGCACCUGUCCCGGCAUGGAGAAAGGCCAGAAGUGGCGCAGACCAACAGUCCAGCUCGGGCUCUCGGAGCUGCCCAAAGAAAACCAUUCUGCUCCCUUCUUCCUCCUCCACUUCCUCGCUCUCUCUUCACUCAGAGAAUAUGUGUAAGGGUCCGGACGAAGAGGAGCUUGAAUACUACGAGAAGCCUCUGAAAUACGGGGAGUGGAAGCCGCUGCACCUGACAGACCCAGGACCCAUUCACAUACCUGGUAUACAGGAGAGGGCUGAGCGCCUAAUCUCCAGGUUUAAGGGCAAACCUGACAGGCCACCAAAGCCUAAGAAAAAGCCGUCCCGUUUCUUUUUAGAGCAGUGGAAACUGUCCAGCGGCCUCACCGGGAGUCCUGGUUCACCACUGUCCUCUCCUGACUCUUCCAGAAAGGAGCCUGCAAGGCCUCUGUGCUCUGAUGAUGACAUGCCUUUAUAUGUGCUUAGUAUUCAGGAGCGGGCUGAACAGCUCGCCUCACAGUUUGAGGGCAAGCCAGUCCGACCGAAGGAGCCUAAGAAAAAACCCUCACGGCUUUUUAUGGAACAGUGGCGCUUGGCCCAGUCUCCCCCUGAAUCUCCCCCCUCCUCCUCCUCCUCCUCCGACCGCAGACAGCGCUAUAAAAGGAUGUGCACAGGCGGAGUUAGCUCAUUGGCUGAGCAGCUAGCCAAUCGGCUUCAGUCUCAGGAAGAUGCUAAGCCCUUACCUGAGAAGAAGGAUUCGGGCUCCCUCAGAAAAGAGUUCCCCGUCAACAUCGGCGGCAGCGACGUGUGCUUCUUCUGUCGGAAGCGGGUGUACGUGAUGGAGCGGCUGAGCGCGGAGGGGAAGUUCUUCCAUCGCAGCUGCUUCAAGUGCGACUACUGCAACACCACACUGCGGCUGUCCUCCUACGCCUUUGAUGUGGAGGAUGGGAAAUUUUACUGCAAGCCCCACUACUGUUACCGUCUGUCCGGCUAUGCUCAGAGAAAGAGGCCUGCUCCCUCCCCUGCUCCGAUCACAGCUAAGGAGAACCAGGCACCCCAAACCCCUUCGACGACCGUGGAUGCUCCCGGAAGGGCGACGGCAGCAGCAGCCACAUCGGCCGAGCUCCAGCCUUCAGCACCGGAGGUCAACGGCCUGCAGGAGCCCAGCCUAGCCAAACGUCUGCGGGGGACUCCAGAGCGCAUCGAGCUGGAGAACUACCGUCUGUCCUUGCAGAGGGAGGAGGAGCUGGAGGAGGUGCCAGAGGAGACGCUGGCAGAACACAACCUCAGCAGUGUGCUGGACAAGGCCACGGACGCAGACCUGGGCUCCAGUAGCUCGGAGUCGGACAUGGAGGAGGAGGACGAGCAGGAGGAUCAGGAUCAGGAUCAGGAGGAGGCGGAGGUAGAGGGGGAGGCGGACCAGCACCUCGGCAGCCCCUCUGACCUCGGCGGCGUUCCCUGGAAGGAGGCUGUGGAGCUCCACGCCAAACUGAGGGGCGACCAGAGCGAAGACGGCGAGGGCGAGGCUCCUGCCGACACAGUCAGCAGGGACGGGGAGUUGGACGAGGAGGAUGAGGAUGAGGAGGAAGAUGAAGACGAGGAGGAAGAUGAGGAGGAGUCAAGCGAUGAGGGGGAUUACUGCCCCUGGGAUAGAGAGCUCCAGUCAGGCCUUUGGCUGGAGAAGUACCUCACAGAUGAAGAGGAUGUUGGUACAUUUAAAGCAAGGAACCUGCAGAUCCAGCAAGUCCUGCAGCCUGUGGACCCCCAGACCAUUCCAGGUCUGGUGAGAACACACCUGGACUCUGAGGGAGACAAGGAUGGCCAGGUGGCCUCAGCUUCCCAACUAUCCCAACCCUCUGAGCUCACGCAGCCCUCCUCCACAGCCCCUGCCCACACGUCCGCCCGACACGAGGCAGUGAGAGUCUGGUUGGAGUCCAUGUCUGGAGAGCCCUGCGAGGAGGAGGAGGAGGAGGAGGACCUGGAGGCAGAAGCAGACAGUCCUGAUAUGGAGCCAGGCACAGAGAUGGAUCAGGAUGACAUCCCUUCAGAUGCAGAAGCCGAGGCUCGUCUGCAUCCGUCAGAGCAUGCUGGAGUGCUCCCUGAGGAGGAAAGGAAAUCAGAGAGUCUGAAAAUGUCCUCCAGUAUCGAACCAACGAGCGUCAGCCCUGUGAAGAAAGAAGAUGUCAUUCUGUCCCCUCUCAAACUGUCUCCGGAGCUUGAAACACAGAUAACUCUGGUCAAGUCUCCCAACACCCGCUUCUUCCCAGAGCCGUUCAUACCUGAGGAAACAGAGCCUGAGAGGACACCGUUCUCUCCUCUUCCAGCUGCCAAGAGCCCACUGUGCCCUUCACCUGUUCCAGUUCCAGUCCAGGAUGCGUCCCCCGUCCCUUCGCCUACUCUCGCAGCUGUUGCUGCAGCUUCCCCUGUCAGUGUCCCCGCCUCACCCCUGCCCAGUUCCACCACCAAAACACCCAUCAGCUCUCCAAUCAAGCCAACUGUCGAGUCACCUGUCAGAUCACCCGUCAGGUCGCCCGUCAGGUCACCUGUUGCCUCCCCGAUCCGCUCUCAGCCCACCCCUCUGCCAGAGACUUGCACGCCUAAAUCUCCUGUCUACCCCCACCGCUCUAUUUGCCCUCUCACGGGCAACCCCCUCUCUCCGAUCUGUGCUCAGCCUUUGCCCUGCCAGGAGCCCUCGUCACCCCUCACCUCUGACUCUCCCGUCAGGACUCAGCCUGUCCCCGGGGUCACUUCGACGCCCAUGACCAAAGCAGACAAAGAGCAGUCACAGUCCAUAGAGUCCUCAACAGAGGAAACGCCAUCUAAAAAGACAGAUAUCAUUGAGGAGUUUUGGCUCAAGAGUGCAGAGAUCAGGAAGAGCCUCGGUCUGACUCCUUUGGAUCGCAGUAGUAAAAUCUUAGAGAAGAGUGUCAUCACAGCUCCAGCACUGGACAUCACCCCUGUAAAGACACAGACUCCAGACGUGAUGGAGGAACAGAAGCCUACCUUUACUGGCCGUACCGUCAUUCGCAGACUCAACAUCACUCUGGAGGGUCAGGUCAUUACCCCCCUGGCUCCUGCGGAGCUGAAGAGUAAUGGCUCUGACAAGAGGGACCUCAGCAGCAGCUCUGGCUUGGGUUUGAAUGGGAGCAUGGCCACGAGCCAGACGGCAAACAGUGACAGCUACAACACUUCGGACUCGGCCAUGCUCACCCCGCCCUCCAGUCCGCCACCACCUGUGCCUGCUAAUCAGUCUCCAGCCGUGUUCAGGCAGCAGAGACACCAGGUGUCCUGGAGCAACGGGACAGACAAACCUCCAACUGAGCGUGCCAAAGAGCCAGCAAAGGCCAAGAGUCCAGUUCCUGCACCAAGGACCCAGCUGAGCCCUGUGUCUGCACCCACACCUGCCCCCAGAAAAGUCUCCUCACCUCAGGCAGUACCAGAAAUGCCUCCGGUGGUCGUCAUGAGGGAGAAGAAAAAGAAGCCGCGGCAAGAGGAGGCGAGGAAGUCGUUUGUGGAGACGGUGGAGGAGAUACCGUUUGCUGAUGACGUGGAGGAGACCUACGAUGAGCGCACACCAGACGUGAGCAUGAACAAGUACUAUACUCCACCCACCAGCAAGCCAAGCAGGGACAGACCUCCCCUGCAUCUGGCUCUAGCAAUGGAAAAUGGUAAACCCAAUAUCCCAGUCAACGAGCCGCUUAAAGCCCAGAGGGAAACUCAGUUCUCCCCAGAGGCCAGGGAGAUCGCUGAGGAGAGAAUAAGGGCCAGAGAAAAGUCUAUCAAGAGCCAGGCUUUAAAAGACGCCAUGGCCAAGCAGCUCAACAAAAUGAAAGAAUCUGACACCGACAAGGGUGCCUCACCUAAGGUGGCCUGGAGCGUGACCCCGGACGCUGCUGUAAAAAGUAAAAAGUCAGCCGGAUCUCCAAAGACAUCAGCCGUGAAAGCUCUGGAGUCGAAGAAGGCAGAGACUAUACCCGAGCGCUUCUUCAGCAGCAACAAGAGUCUGGACAGCUCGGCGGCUUCUUCCGACGGCUCCACUGUGAGCAAGAGCAAGAAACGAAGUUCCCUCUUCUCGCCGCGCAAGAACAAGAAAGAGAAAAAGGCCAAGAACGACAGCAGCAGGCUUUCCAGCACGGAUGAGACGCCGCCCAAACACAAGUCGCUGUGGAAGGCCGUCUUCUCAGGGUACAAGAAGGACAAGAAGAAGAAGGACGAUAAAUCGUGUCCGAGCACGCCGUCCUCGAGCUCCACCACUCAGGACUCUGGGAAGAAGAGAACGUCACCUCUUGGGAAAUCGUCAGACUUGAAAUCACGCAGAAACUUGAGCUUCUCCGAGGACUCAGACCUGUCCUGUGACGAUGUUCUGGAGAGGUCCUCACAGAAGUCAAAGGCAGAUCGGCACAUGGACAUCUUUGACCUAGUGUCAGGCAUGCAGCAGGAAGCGAUAAAGGAGGAGAAACCGGUGAAGGAGAAAAGGAGGGAGUUAAAGGAAAGAAAGAGGGUGAAAGAGAAGUGUAAAGAAAGAGAGCGGAAGAAAGAGGUUGACCGAGAGAAGGAGAAAGACGAUGAGGAGUCUGUUUAUGUCCCUCACGCACUGGCGUUCAAGAGAUCGUACGCCACAAAGAAAGCGUACACAGAGGAGGAGCUGAACGCCAAGCUGACGCGGAGGGUCCAGAAAGCCGCGCGACGACAAGCCAAGCAGGAGGAACUGAAGAGGCUGCACAGAGCUCAGAUCAUCCAGAGGCAGUUGGAGCAGGUGGAGGAGAAGCAGAGGCAGCUGGAGGAGAGGGGUGUAGCUGUGGAGAAAGCAUUGCGAGGAGAAGCAGGAUUGUAUAAAGGUACUUAUACGUUACCCAAACAGCACAAAAGAAGAUCAGACUAUUGGGGAGAUUCUAAUUACAGUGAAAUCCUGGACUUGCAUCUGGGCGGCAUGGGCAAGAAGGAUGAUCCCAAGCUAAUGCAAGAGUGGUUCAAGCUGGUGCAGGAGAAAAACGCCCUGGUCCGCUAUGAGUCAGAACUCAUGAUAUUUGCCCGAGAGCUGGAGCUGGAGGACCGGCAGAGCCGACUGCAGCAGGAACUCAGGGAGCGGAUGGCCGUCGAAGAUCACCUGAAGACGGAGAAGGAGCUCGCUCAGGAGAAGCAGAUCCUGAACGAGAUGUUGGAGGUGGUGGAGCAGCGGGACGCCCUGGUCGCCCUCCUGGACGAGCAGCGGCUUCGUGAGAAGGAGGAGGACAAGGACCUGGAGGCCGUCAUGCUCUCCAAGGGCUUCAACCUCAACUGGGCUUGAAAGAGUUGGCUCUUGACCUGAUCAGAAUAGUCUGCUGAACACCUGCAGCAGUGAAUGUGUAAAGACCCCCCCUCCCCACCAACACACACAAACACCACGACUGCCACUGACAUUGCAGCAGUCUGCUACGUUUACAUAUCUUCUGCCCAAAGGCAGUCCUGGUUAAUCACUUUGCAGUUUUGCUUGCUCUCUCUGUGGGUGGAGAGGCGAGCACAUCCACAGCUUUAUCAUCCCAGCCUUGAAGUGGAUCCUCUCGGCAAUGAGGAAGGCGGGGACCUUUGGGAGACAGUUUUAAAGACACGUAUCGGUCUGGAUUGUUUAAAGGGAAGAAUGCAGUUUGGUCCUGCUGAUGUAAAGGAAUUGUAAAGAAUUGUGGGUUUUUUUGUGUGUAUGUGUAUAGUUGUGUAGAACAAGUCCCAUUUUUCAGCAGAUGAAGGGUCCUCUCUCUUUCUCCCCGAAAAAGGACUGCUACAGAGGUGUGCUCAAACGCUGGACCGACGUCUUCAGCCUCAAUCUCAGUUUCUCAUUUCAGUCUGACUGUAGAAAAGGACAUCCUCUGCUGAAGCUGCCUUUUUUGUCCGGUGACAAACUGACUGACUCCGCAUCCUAAUGAACCACAAAGACACCAUGGAAGGCUAAUUUGUUCUGCUUUUUCCAGCUCACAGUGUUUAGUGAGUCAACACUAAGAAUCCAUUAAAUAUGGCCAUGUCAUUUUUUUUCUUAAAUGUAUUUAUUACUUUUGUUUUACUUUUAACAGAUACGUGUUUUUGUUUGUUUCGCAUUCACAGGAGAGUGCCCAGAAUCUCAUUAUCUUGCACUUGUGCAUAACUCCCAUGCACCCAUAAGCCAUUGCAUGUCAGGAAUGAAGGCUGCAGGCAAAUAGAAGAACUUAACCUUGUUGUUGAUAGCUAGGACGUAGAAUGCAGACUCAUGCUAUAUAUGAACAAUUAAGCCUCGAUAAUGACUGGCCUCUCCGUGACAUGCCAUCCACUGUAUAUCACACUGACGGUUAACGUUUACAAGUACUUGCCCGUGUUCACUAUCGGAUGUUGGUGUUUCCCGCUGUGGUGAACGGUGGGUGACAUAAACCAACUGUUGGAAGGAACUGUUUCUUCAAGUUCAGAUCAUUAUCCUGCCGCGUGUGUUAACAUCAGGAUGUCCCAGUCAUUAAUGGGAGAUCAGCGUAGCUCACGCGACUCAUUGUUGUGCCACAGGACUGUGUCUCUGUUGGCAGAUAUGCUGCAAUAUAUUGAUGGGUGCGCCACAAGAAGGCACACUACACAACACUUACAGAUGGCAGUGUUAACACUUUACCCUUGAACAAUGAAAUGCCUUUUUUUUUUCAUUUUCAGUCUCUCUACUUAUGUUGUAUUUUAAUUUUCUGAGCUGACUUGCUUUUGAAGCAGUCACAUCCGUGUAUCCCACUGGAAAAUUUUUACCCUUUUUUUUCCCCCUCUACUUUCGAAUACUUUUAUGCCGCAGGUCCCCAUAAAAAGGAGUAGAUCAUUUUAAACGGGGCGCUGGGGAAAUGCAAAGUGCUUUAUGAGCAGUUUGCAUCUUACAGGAACAUUGUGGUUUAUCUUGUGGGCAGUCGUAUCUAUCAGCCUUUCUGACAACUGUACAAACCCAUGGGGUCACUGUUUUACAGAAACACUAGAGGCUAUAUUUAUGAACUGGUAUGAGCUGUGAAUACAAAAAAAAGUUACAUAAUUAUAAGGGUCGUUGUUUUAGAUGGUGUGUGAUAAGUUUUGACAUGAUUGUAUUGAUAUUUAUUAACAUGUGUGCAGACUGUAUUAUAUGUAAAGAAAAAUGAAUCCUAAUUUUUAAACCGUUCUGUCGACACAUGACUUGUAAUGUUAACGCUUCAUGUAGCUAAAAAUGCAUAGGGGUGUUGGAUGUAUGCUGAAAAAAAACGCAAUAAAACAAUGCAGUUGUUCUUUUAA
Messenger RNA from Acanthopagrus latus (yellowfin seabream), 9991 nucleotides. RefSeq names its product microtubule associated monooxygenase, calponin and LIM domain containing 3a (gene mical3a). The record is from RefSeq and is a predicted model, not a curated record. Gene Ontology annotation, molecular function: FAD binding; protein binding. The coding region runs from base 405 to 8048 and encodes 2547 amino acids. The transcript is spliced from 47 exons. Lineage: Eukaryota; Metazoa; Chordata; Actinopteri; Spariformes; Sparidae.